Messenger RNA from Oikopleura dioica, 1086 nucleotides. Lineage: Eukaryota; Metazoa; Chordata; Appendicularia; Copelata; Oikopleuridae. The record is from the annotation of a GenBank genome assembly.
AUGGCUGCUCCUGUAAGUCAAAUGAGUCACAAUGCUUCGAAGACUAAGGACAAUUAUAACAACUUGCUGAAUGGGUAUCAUCCUGCGUUGGAGCAGCUCAACUCGGCGUUCCGGCAGUAUGAGACUGCAGGCGCGCAGAUGAUUGAGGCGCAAAAUGAAAUUGCAAAGAGCCUUGCAGUCCUGCUCAAACACGCAGAAGAUUCCUCUGCCCGCUCCGAUCUCCCAGACGGAAUUUCCGCCGCCGAAGAAAUCAUCCGAAAACUCAAGGCCGAGCUCGAGCAAUACCAAGAAGCCGCACAGGCAAACAUCGUUGAACUAGACUUGAAGAUUUCAAAGGAUGGAGAGUACCUGAACUCGGAACUGCAAAAGUUGAGAAAGAAGUGGAAUGAUGGGGUUGAUGCUAAAGAAGCAAAAGAAAAGGAAAUCUCCAAGCUGGCAAAGAAAGGCAAGUCAAAGAAAGACGACCAAAAGCGGAUGCAAAAAGAACAGGAGCUGAAGCAAAUCACCAAGAAUCUCGACAACUACGCCAGGGAAAGCUUGAAGAAAUCAGUCUUGGAACAGAACAAACGCUACGGGUUCGCGGUUGAAUCGCUAAAGAAAUCGAUGACGAAGCUGUCACUAUUCCACGCGCAGAAUCAGAAGAUUAUUGCAGAGCACUUGGAUGAGCUGAAUCUUGGAAAUACUGAUUGGCAAGCUGCUGCGGAUGCGGCUGUUGAAGAAACUGCUCCAACUCCUCGAAAGUCAAUUUAUCAGAUGCCAGACAUGUCCGAAGACAUUCACAACAUGUCCGAACCAUCGAUUCCACCAGCCCCUGUUGUCGCAGCUUCUACUGCAGCUACAGUCACGCGAGAUACGUUUUUGAUUCCAAGAGCAAAAGAAGCUGUCUCGCCGAGCGCUCCUUCUAAAAAGAGAGUAAAGGCUACCCACCCUUACGCCGGGGAUGGUCAAACUAAGCUCCAACUGGAUGUCGGAGACACCGUCCAACUUCUCAUCCCCCAACCACGUGACGGCUGGCACUAUGGAGAGAACGAAAAGAGCGGCCUCCGCGGCUGGUUCCCUAUUCAAUACACAACCAAGCUGAUGUAG